Messenger RNA from Heterobasidion irregulare TC 32-1, 1578 nucleotides. RefSeq names its product cytochrome P450 monooxygenase 29 (gene cyp29). NCBI's taxonomy places the organism in Eukaryota, Fungi, Basidiomycota, Agaricomycetes, Russulales, Bondarzewiaceae. The coding region runs from base 1 to 1578 and encodes 525 amino acids. Gene Ontology annotation, molecular function: heme binding; iron ion binding; monooxygenase activity. The transcript is spliced from 11 exons. The record is from RefSeq and is a predicted model, not a curated record.
AUGCACCCAUCUGAUGUUCUGCUGUUACAGAUACCCGCUGCGCUUGCAGAAUCAUGGCAUCUACCUCUCAUAUUUUUGCUUUCGUAUUCGCUGUAUGCUUUUGUGGGCUGGAACUUCAAACGAAGGAGGAUGCCUCCCGGUCCGAAGGGUCUGCCCUUCAUCGGUAGCGAAUACCAGGUCCCUUCAAUCAAACCGUGGAGGAAAUUCGCAGAGUGGAAUAGACAAUACGGUCCCGUUGUGUCUCUGUUUCUGGGAUCGACUCCAGUCGUAGUUCUUGGCAAAGCGCAACCUGCCUGGGAUCUUCUGGAGAAGCGCUCGGAUAUCUAUUCAAGCAGGCCCCGUUUUAUCAUGGGCGGUGAGAUCUUCUCAGACAACCUGCGAGGUCUUAUGUUACCAUCAGGUGAAGGAUGGAGGAAGUUUCGUAGAGUUCUGCAUGGAGGGCUGCACAGCCGCAAAGCGGAUACGUAUCGAGACAUACAAUCUCUCGAGUCAAAGCUCCUCAUGAGCCAGCUGUUGACUGACCCCAAGAAUUAUGAAAAUCAUAUUCGUCGGUAUGCUGCGAGCGUUGUCGUAUCUCUCACGUAUGGAAAGCGCAUCGAUAGUGUUGAUGAGUGGAUCGUAAAGGAGAACAUGGCUUCCAUGGCUUGUAGCCUCCCAGGAAAAUAUAUAGUUGAAUCAUGGCCUUGGCUACUCAAGCUGCCACGCUCCUUACAAUGGUUUCGCUGGGAGGCUGAAGAACAACGACGCCGCGACGUAAAGCUGCUCACCCAUCUUUUAGAUGACGUCAAGUCUCGAACAGCAGAGGGUACUUGUCCCCCUUGCCUUGCAUCAGAAACCCUUUCCAAGAGGGAAGAAAUGGGUGUUAGUGAACUUCAAGUGGCGUAUACAGUAUCAUCGCCGUUCGGUGCCGGUAUCGAAACAACAUUCUUCUUACUUUGUGCAUAUACUUGGUCAGUCGCAAUGUUACAUUACCCAGAAGCAAUGAAGAAAGCACAGGCCGAGCUCGAUGAAGUCAUCGGGCAUGAUCGUAUGCCAGGAUACGAAGACCGAGACACUCUUCCAUAUGUUCGUGCUUUGAUCAAUGAGAUUUUGCGUUGGCGGCCCGUCGCAGUUCUAGGCGGUACAGCCCAUGCUGUGACAGAGGAUGAUGAAUAUAAUGGCAUGUUCAUUCCCAAAGGCGCCUCAGUCUUUGCAAACAUGGCAGGGAUAAUGCAGGACCCUGAAAUGUUUCCAAGCCCCGAUACUUUCUGCCCAGAACGAUUCAUCACGACCACCGACCCACGUCUGCAGAGUUUCGAGCUCCCAUUCGGAUUCGGACGUCGCAUCUGUCCCGGGAUGCACCUAGCAUUAAACUCGAUCUUCAUCAACGUCUCGCGGAUCCUAUGGGGCUUUGAUAUUCGUCCCGUAAAAAAUGCACAGGGACAGGAUGUGCUUCCAGACGUGUGGGAGUUCACUAAUGGAUUCAAUUCGUGGCCCGUCAGCUUCGAGUGCAAUAUCAGUGCAAGGAAUCCGAAGGUCAAGGCUUGUGUGGAAAGGGAAUGGGAUGCUGCAAAAGAGGCCCUUGGGAAAUGGCAGUGA